Molecule: messenger RNA, 558 nt
Organism: Toxotes jaculatrix (banded archerfish)
Lineage: Eukaryota; Metazoa; Chordata; Actinopteri; Toxotidae
Product: protein lin-28 homolog A-like
Exons: 4
Coding region: 1-558 (185 amino acids)
Molecular function (GO): nucleic acid binding; zinc ion binding
Source: RefSeq, a predicted model, not a curated record
AUGGCAGAAGGAGGGUGUGCACAGAGCGAGGAGGAGGAAGCGGGCUUGUCCCGGGGCAGCGGAGUCUGCAAGUGGUUCAACGUACGGAUGGGCUUCGGCUUCCUGUCCAUGAACAACAGGGACGGAGUCACUCUGGAGCAGUCGCUGGACGUGUUUGUCCAUCAGAGUAAACUGCACAUGGAGGGCUUCCGCAGCCUCAGAGAGGGUGAGGCGGUAGAGUUCACCUUUAAGAAAUCAUCUAAAGGACUGGAGUCCGUCAGGGUAACUGGGCCUAAUGGAGCUGCGUGUCUGGGUAGUGAGAGAAGACCAAAGAGUGCCCAGAAACGACGCUCCAAGGGGGACAGAUGCUACAACUGUGGAGGACCUGGCCACCAUGCCAAAGAAUGUCAGCUGCCCCCUCAGCCCAAAAAGUGUCAUUUCUGCCAGAGUGUGUCCCACAUGGUGGCCAGCUGUCCCGUCAGAGCACAACAGCAGCAGCAACAGCAACAACAAUCCUCUCCAGGCUCUCAGGGAACAGCUACCUCACGGAGGGAUGAGGAAGAGGAGCACACCCUCUGA